UUGGACCGGCUCUCCAUCCUGCGGCUGUCCGUCAGCUACCUUAGGACGAAGAGUUAUUUUCAAGUUGUGAUGCACAAAGACAAGGAGGAGCUGCAUGGGCACCGGCGCGAGCACUCGGCCUACGACCACGUCAUGCCGGACGGGGAAAUGUUCCUGCAGGCGCUGAAUGGCUUCCUGAUGAUCCUCACAUGCGAAGGCGAGGUGUUCUUCGCGACCCACAGCAUAGAGAGCUACCUCGGCUUCCACCAGUCAGACAUAGUCCACCAGUCGGUCUACGAGCUAGUCCACUCCGAGGACCGAGAAGAGCUGCAGCGGCAGCUGCUGUGGAACUCCUUCCUACCUCCUGAAGUCAGCAAUCUGACACUCCAAGAUGUUUUGAGGCCGGAGAGAGCGCAUCUUCUGGAGAGAAGCUUCACUGUACGGUUUAGGUGCCUGCUAGACAAUACCUCGGGGUUCUUGAGGCUAGACAUCCGGGGUCGAGUCAAAAUCUUACACGGGCAGAAUAAAAAGACAGAAGAACCACCUCUAGCGUUGUUUGCAAUAUGUGCCCCCUUCGGACCACCAAGCUUACUAGAAAUCCCUCAGAAAGAGGUCAUGUUUAAGAGCAAGCACAAACUAGAUCUUUCGCUCGUGUCUAUGGACCAAAGGGGCAAGAUGCUUCUAGGGUACACGGAUGCAGAACUGGGGAACAUGGGGGGUUACGACUUAGUACACUACGAUGACCUAGCAUAUGUGGCCAGCGCUCAUCAAGAACUAUUAAAAACGGGUGCUUCCGGCAUGAUCGCGUACCGCUUCCAGACCAAAGAAGGGCAGUGGCAGUGGCUACAGACCUCAUCGCGGCUAGUUUAUAAAAACUCAAAGCCUGACUUCGUUAUUAGCACACAUAGGCCGCUAAUGGAGGAAGAAGGCCGCGACCUCCUCGGCAAACGGACUAUGGACUUCAAAGUCAGCUAUCUGGACACGGGCCUUACAAGUCUGUACUUUUCGGAAACGGAACAACUUUCAGGCUGCGAGUCUACCGUCACAACCCCUCCACGAAACGCGCGCCGCUACAAAACACAACUUCGAGACUUCCUUUCUACCUGUCGGAAUAAAAGACGGGUGCCUUCCACUCCUGCUCCUCCUCCUGUAGACUAUCUAGCCGCUGAUGCCGUCGCAGCAGCGUAUACUAACCUAAACGGUGCCUACACCGCACCAUACGGAGAAUAUCCUCCAGCACCCGCCUUACAUUAUGCCCCCCCGCCCUUGGAUGACAGGUUUCUCACGGCCGACAAUAUCUUCCAUCAAUACAAACCUCUAUCGUACCAUUACACUCCUUAUACGCCCAAUGGCUUCCUAGAACCGGCGCCACCGCCCGGUUAUGACGUGGCACCGACAUACCAUAGGCCCCCUUCUAGAGAAUACACGUACGUGGAUACUACUGGAAGGUACAUGAGUCCUGUAACGGGACAAGAAAGAAGAUCACCUAGUAUUGUGCCCGGGCCAAGUCCGGGGGGGUCCAGCGGAUCUGCGGAACAUGAACGGAUGCAGCAAACGCAACCAGCAGAGGUGCCCAGACAGACUGUCCUCAUGUGGGGCGCUGGCGGGACGGCUCAAGAAGUGCCCGUGGAGUACUCCCCACCCCAGGUUUGGCGCUACCAUCCAUCACAUUACCACACCGCUGAAGCGACACAAUGAUUUUAGUAGCCUUUUUUGCGUGCGAUUGUUUCGUUUUAAGUAGAUUAUGGUGUUUGAUGAAACUGUCGCAUUGCAUCUUUGAUUAUGAGAAAAAGUUUUCAUCACAUCAGGGUAUACUUCAAAUUCAUUACUGGACAAAGUAUUAUAAUUUACUUACUGAUAAAUUUAAAGAACUUACAAAAUAAAAUGAUACAUUAGGUACGAGUACCUACGUUCAAUUAAAUAACACACCGAAACUGAAAUUGAUGAAGAGUAAUGUUCCACCAUCAAAGUUUUUGCAAUCACUGUCUAAAUUUACUUUACCGUAAAGGUAACUUUGACGACAGUUCCAUCAAAUUCGUGUCUUCAAAGUUUUGUCGCGUGACUUCGUUAAUGAAAAAAUCAACUACCUACCUAGAAUGUUUAGUGAUAUUUUACUUAUUGAUAAUAUUACUAUCAUACGUGACUUCCCUAUCACGCGUCAAAACAACUUGUUACCAGGAGUUUUAUUUCCUUCUUAUAUCUCGCUCAGUCCAGUCUUUGUUUCUUUGCUAAGCCUUAUAGUCCAAAAAUCGUAAGACCAAGUUUCUUACGUUUUUUCGACUUUCUGUUUUUUUUUCUAAUGGAUAAUCUAGACGAUACUUGGCAUCAAAAAAAUAAGGGUGUCCUUUUCAAUUACCCUAGUAAACUCAUAACUAAUCAAAUGUGGAAACCAUUGACUGUAAAAGUUUUAGCAUGUAGUAAAGCACGAAACCUUAAAUAAGGUGACACCCAUUUUGCAUACGUUUCUACAGAAUGAUUCUCUUUUCAUUAUGGUUUGAUACCACAUCGUGACCUUUUCAUUGUCUAUUCUUGUCUAGAUAUAUCCAAAGACAUGCUCAUGACACUGAUUAUAGAGCAUGUCAGACCAGAAACAGGGUCCUUCCAUUUUCUUCAAUGUAGAUAAAUUCCUUGUAAAUAUUCAAAUGUUCUUCUAUGCUAGAAUUAUGAAAUUCAAGUAGUCCAUUUUGUAGUUAGGUUUUAAUAUUAUUAUAUCUUACAAUGAGAGUUUUAGUAAUUAAUUGUACAUAUUUAAUUUAAAUAGUUAUUUAAUGCUUGGGCUUUGUAUUGAAAUAUAGCUUAGCUCGCAAAAAUAAAAAUUGAGCAUUUUUCCAAUGUAUGGUAUAAAACUUUGAAAGGAUUAGUUGCUUUUAAAAUGUCUGCCGAUGUUUGGCAUGGCAUACGCUAGAUGGCAGUAUGGUCAAAUACAAAAAUAAAAGUUAUUAAGGGCUUUCUCACAUAAAAUUGUUUUAUAAAAUUGAUUUAAGAACAACCUAGAACAAAACAUAUCAGUUUAAUAUUAGCAUAAUUAUAAUAUUUUAUAUUGUUAUGCGCCACACUUUUGCCACAUGUUAAUUUUGCAAGUAGGUAAAUUUACAAUAUUGUACAACGUACAAUAAUUCACUCUGAAAUAGUUGCCAAUAGGUCUUCGCAUUGUAUGAUAAAGGUCAAUUGAUAACUGUCGAGUGUAUGUCCUUAUUUUGCCCCGACUAUACUUACCAACUCAGUAACAGAUAUCAGAUUAAAAACAAAAUUAUAUAGCAAAAAACACUAACAAAUUGUCCUACUCGUAAUAACGUUAGACUGUCUGCACUUUGUACCGCCAAAAAACGGUGUAUUUCCAUUUGCCCAUCCCAAAUGACCAAAUGAGAGAUGUAAAUCUAUGAUUUCCCAUAAGUGACCGGUGCGGACAAAUGGAAAUACACACAGAGCUACGCAGAGUUUGUGUGUUAUUGGAAUGAGCGUGCCGCGCAUAGUGUCGCUGUACCAGCACUGCCUUGCCAACGUCAUUUUAAAUCAGCACUUUUGUACAUACACUUCGCGUGCCUUUUUCUCUUCCAUUUAUUAAUCCUACUUUUAUUGUGCUACAGUGAUCGGGUUGGCAAGGCAGCGACUCCAUCGACGACUAGACUUAAGUUAGUCUAAAAUUCGUAUAUUUGUAUAUUACGAAAAACACUGAGUCGUAAAAUAGGCAAACAUUUUGGAUCUCUUGGUUCUGCUGCAGGCAGGUUAACUGCUUAUUUCCAGAAAUAAUUUUGCUGUAACCAGUAUUUUUCGUCAUGUACAUAAAACAAUGUCUUCUAACUUAUCGUUAAGAUCAUUGAAAAAUCAACGUAAGAAUCGACAGAAGUAUUCCAAUGACUACCUACCUAAUUUCAUUUGUAUAAUGCAUAAGUGUGGCGCAAUAUCAAACUCAAAAAUAUGAUAAUAAUUAACUCUAUUUUAAACAAACUUGAUACAAAAUUUCGGAAUAUGCCACCUAUUCAUAUGUUUUAGACGAGCUUGCAAAAAUUCUUAUUGAAUAAUCUCUGUUUGAUAUAUCCUAAUUACUAAAAUAAUAGACUGAAGAAUUAGGAGUUCGGUCUGGAAUGCACGAUUCAAGUUUUUUCUUGCUGCUUAAUGAUUUGAAAAUGCGUGUAAAACUAUUUUCUAAACAUCAUUAAAAAGUAAGGUUGCCGUUAUGUAAAAAUUAAGUAUAUAAAACCAUUUACUAUACUUCAAUAUAGGCAAGGUAAGUUGGGAUAAGACUCAUACUGUUCCUCUUGCCCCGAGUAAAAGAAACUAUGGUAGUCUUAUCUCACCUCACUUUUCUUACUUGAAUUUAUUCAAGACACGUUGCCCUAAAUAAUUCAACAAAAAUUAAAAAUUGUAAACUUGAAAGUAAGCAAUACGAGUAAUUGCGUUCAAACAUAAUGGAAACAUAAAACACUUUAUAUCAUAAUAACAUUAAAAUAUGCUCUAAUUUAUUAAUAAAAUUGUAAAUAAAUAUUUAGUUCUACACUUAACUCUAUGUAACAUUAGUUAUUCGUAAUUAUUUAAAUGAACAUAAUAAGUAAGAUGAAGAUAUCCAAACAGUUUCUGUAUUUAUUUUAGCAUAGCAUACCUACAUUUUAAUGUAAUUAAA
This is a messenger RNA of Leguminivora glycinivorella, 4600 nucleotides long. RefSeq names its product aryl hydrocarbon receptor (gene ss). Gene Ontology annotation, molecular function: transcription cis-regulatory region binding; nuclear receptor activity. Gene Ontology annotation, cellular component: nucleus; aryl hydrocarbon receptor complex. Gene Ontology annotation, biological process: regulation of transcription by RNA polymerase II. The transcript is spliced from 8 exons. Lineage: Eukaryota; Metazoa; Arthropoda; Insecta; Lepidoptera; Tortricidae. The coding region runs from base 70 to 1677 and encodes 535 amino acids. The record is from RefSeq and is a predicted model, not a curated record.